AUGAUGUGGAAGGACCGACUCCAUAGAAGGGCCUAUUUUCCCUCCUUGCCUGUCAGAAUGGCAGAUGGCGACUUGGCCUCCUUGUCCGACGCUGUUCUGUGUAAAUGGUCCGAUCCGGCGCCCCGUGUUCUCAGGACGAUGCCACAUGCAGCGGCAGAGAAUGCCCUGGAGUGUGUCGUGGCCAAGAUGCUGAUGGGUGUGGGUAGUCGACGUACAUGUACCCGCCCCACAUUUGAUUCCUUGGUUGUUGUUGUUGUUAUCACAUCGCCUGUUUCUGCUUGAUUCAAGUCAUCUAUCUCGGGCCUUCCGGGUGCAAGCAGGCAAGAGCAGACUUUUCAGACGAAUGGAAAGGCAUGCAAGCCUGAUAGGUGUUUACGAUGCCGAAGAGACAAUAGAAGCAAAAUUGGGCAAUGUUGCUGCAGAAAACGAAAAGAACAAAUCCAAUGAGAGGCCGUCAACCUGUGCUCCCCCCCCCUUUUUUUCCCCUGGCAACCUGGAAGCUGGACACGGGACAGGCGCAUCUCGCAACCUCGUGUGAGAGCUCUCUAUUCUCGGGAUGAUCCGGAGAACCUAGGGGGUAAGCCACCUGGAUAAGCUGAAAGGACUAAAGAUUUCAAGGAGAAAAUUUAGGCUCUAGGCAACGGUGCACUUGCCCACCCCUCUCCGAAGAGGGAAGCACAAGAUACGGUCUUUGUGUGAGGGUGUCUUUUGCAAGGGAGGUUGAAAGAAAGUCCACUAAACUGAACAGAAAGAAUGCAGGCAGCGACUCCGCUGGGGGCGCUUUCUGGCUCUUUUGGGCUGACAGCUGGGCUGUGAUACGCUGCCCGCAAUGUGCCAAUGGAACAUGG
This is a messenger RNA of Podospora pseudopauciseta, 848 nucleotides long. RefSeq lists its product as uncharacterized. Lineage: Eukaryota; Fungi; Ascomycota; Sordariomycetes; Sordariales; Podosporaceae. The record is from RefSeq and is a predicted model, not a curated record. The transcript has 4 exons. Bases 1 to 282 code for a protein of 93 amino acids.